GAGCAAACUGCGCCUAGGCAACCAGCCGGGAGGGUGAGUGCCGCGCGCGGCAGAAGCUUCUGGCGCGAAUGGAGAACCAAGAGUUUCUAGGUUCGUCUGAGCCGUCCGAAGUGACCGAUGGGCAGGUCUCAACAGAAAUAUCCACUUGCUCCGAAGUCUUCCAGAAGCCCAUUGUGCUCAGGAUUCUCGACACUCACAGCGAGCUUGGAGAGUCGGAGGAUCCCGAGAAACACGAGAAUCCCGAGGAGCCAGAGGAGGUCAGGGAGCAAGACGAGUCCGAGGAAUGUGAUGAGCCCCACGAGUCCUAUGAGCUCCACGCGCCCUAUGCGCCCCAUGAGCCCCGGGACUCCUAUGCACCCUACGAACUCCAUGAGCACCAUGCAGCCCCCAAACUUCGCAAGGCCAGUGAGCCCCGACAGCUCCGCCAAGCCCGUGAGCCCCGCAAGCCCCGCAAGCCCCGCAAGCCCCGCGAGGCCAAGGAAACCGAAUUACUUCCCAGUGCCGCAGUAAUGAUCUCCCCAUCUCUGAUCACCAGAGCCCCGCCACGGCCUCAGCUGUCUUUCCUGGGAGCAAAUCCUGUUUCCUGUGACUUUGUAAGGAAAUGUUUUUCUUCUAGGAAGAGAACCGCAAAUCUUUCAAAGCCUAAAAAGCAAUGGGGAACUCCAGACAGAAAACUGUUUUGGGGAAAUCAAGAUCCUAUUCGCCCUGUUUCCCAGGGUGCUUUGAAGGCUCAACUGACCAAAAGACUUGAGAACCUUGCCCAGCCCAAGGAAGUUUCCUGCCUCUAUGUACCUAACAGGGCUCAAUAUUACUACAGCUGUGGAAGAGAGUCUGUAAUUUGGGAGAUCACUCCUCCUGCGUUGUUUAGACAACCCUCCAAAAGGAUCCAGAGGCUGUCACAGCCCAGUGGAUUCAAAAGACAGUGUCUACUAAAUAGACCCUUCAGUGAUAACUCAGCAAGAGAUUCUCUUCGAAUCUCUGAUCCUUCUCCCCGGAUAUUACAACUCUCAGUAGCCAAAGGCACAGACCCAAACUAUCAUCCUUCAAAAAAAAUGCAAACCCCGAUUUCACUUUCUACCCUGAGUGCGAUUGCAACUCCAAGAAUUGUAGACCUCGCCCACCCAAGGAUCAAGUUAGAGGGUCUGUGCUAUGAAAGACAAAGAAGUGAACUGCCCAUCCGUCCUGUAACUCCUGCUGCCAUGCUAGCUAAACCUAGCCCCCGAACAAUAGCUCUAGCGAAGUCCAAGUCUGUUAAUCAAGAUUACCUACCUGACCGCGAUGCCUGCUGGCCAGUAUCUUAUGCUGCUACUCAUUCCAAAGCAUCACCCAGGAUUCAGGAACUAGCUAAUCCAAAUAAGAGGACUCCUGUGCAUAUUGUGUAUUAUGAUCCAGAUGUCUUUAAAACCAAGCCAGCUGCUUUGAAAGCACGGUGUUCUCAAAGGAUCCGGGAGUUGUCACAACCUCUUACACGUUAAAUACAGAAAGCCACAACAGUCAGACCCUGGUUAUGUAUCUAGAACACAUAUUAGAUGACUUAGUUCCCUGCUGUGGUACUGUCAGUUUACAUUCACCCCUUGCUUCCCCUCCCACAAAAUGAGACCUUUAGGGAAAACCACCAUGAUCAUUAAAUAGCAGUUGUU
Cercocebus atys (sooty mangabey) is the source of this 1640-nucleotide messenger RNA. It is a transcript of the gene SPMAP2L, whose product is annotated as theg spermatid protein-like. Bases 69 to 1475 code for a protein of 468 amino acids. The transcript is spliced from 9 exons. NCBI's taxonomy places the organism in Eukaryota, Metazoa, Chordata, Mammalia, Primates, Cercopithecidae. The record is from RefSeq and is a predicted model, not a curated record.